Messenger RNA from Enhydra lutris kenyoni (northern sea otter), 5267 nucleotides. RefSeq names its product RNA binding motif protein 19. The record is from RefSeq and is a predicted model, not a curated record. Bases 110 to 3031 code for a protein of 973 amino acids. The transcript is spliced from 25 exons. Gene Ontology annotation, molecular function: RNA binding. NCBI's taxonomy places the organism in Eukaryota, Metazoa, Chordata, Mammalia, Carnivora, Mustelidae.
GAUUUUGUUCCGGCUCGCCAAAGAUGGCGGCCCCCAGAGCGGGAGCGUGAAAGUUGGUGAAAGACGCUGUCCACUCGCGCCGGAAUCUAAACAGUGGGGGCCGUGCGCCAUGUCGCGACUGAUCGUGAAAAACCUCCCGAAUGGGAUGAAGGAGGAGCGUUUCAGGCAGCUGUUUGCCUGCUUUGGUGCCCUGACGGACUGCAGCCUGAAGUUCACCAAAGAUGGCAAGUUCCGUAAGUUUGGCUUCAUCGGCUUCAAGUCGGAGGAAGAGGCCCGGACGGCACUGAACCAUUUCAACAAGAGUUUCAUCGACACCUCCCGGAUCUCGGUGGAGUUCUGCAAGGCGUUUGGGGACCCGACAAAGCCCCGGGCCUGGAGCAGACAUGCUCAGAAAACAAGCCAGUCCAAGAAUCCUUCAAAAGACAAAGAUGCUGUCCCUACAGAACCCAAGAAAGAUGACAAGACAAAAAGGGUAGCCAGCGAAUUGGAGAAGCUGAAGGAAGACACCGAGUUCCAGGAGUUCCUGUCCGUGCACCAGAAGCGGACGCAGACAGCCACUUGGGCCAAUGACGCCCUGGACACGGAGGCCUCGAAAGGGAAGAGCAAGGCUGUCAGUGACUACCUGAACUUCGACUCCGACUCGGGGCAGGAGAGUGACGAGGAGGGUGCUGGCGAGGACCCGGAAGAGGAGGGGGACCGCGAACCCAGGGCAGCCAUGCAGAUGGAGCUAUCGGACAUGGAUUACCUGAAAUCCAAGGUGGUGAAGUCCCAGUCACCGUCGUCCUCGGAAGAGGAGGAGAGUGAAGAUGAGGCCGUGAGCUGUGGGGCCGGGAGCGGGGCCGAGGAGGAGAAGGAGGAGGCUCCCGGCCCCGUGCCCACCCAGCAGGACAGAGGGAGGCCAGGGGCCGGUCCAGUGCGGGGCAGCCCGUCCAGGAACGAGACAGCGGGGGCAGCCAGAGCGGAGGCAGACAAACCAGCAAACCAGAAGGAACCCACCACCCCCUACACUGUGAAGCUGCGGGGAGCCCCAUUCAAUGUCACAGAGAAGAACGUUACGGAAUUCCUGGCACCCCUGAGACCAGUGGCCAUUCGGAUAGUGAGGAAUGCUCAUGGGAACAAAACAGGGUACAUCUUUGUGGACUUUAGCAGCGAAGAGGAAGUCAAGCAAGCUCUGAGAUGCCACAGGGAGUACAUGGGCGGGCGCUACAUUGAGGUAUUCAGGGAAAAGAACGUCCCUACGGCCCAGGCGCCCCUGAAGAGUAGCGCCAGACCCUGGCAAGGCCGGACCCUCGGGGAGAAUGAAGAGGAGGAGGACCUGGCCGACUCCGGGAGGCUCUUCAUCCGAAACCUGCCCUACACCAGCACCGAGGAGGACCUGGAGCAGCUCUUCUCCAAAUUCGGUCCUCUGUCUGAGCUUCAUUACCCCAUCGACAGCCUGACCAAGAAACCCAAGGGCUUCGCCUUCGUUACCUUCAUGUUCCCUGAGCACGCCGUGAGGGCCUACGCGGAAGUGGAUGGGCAGGUGUUCCAGGGAAGGAUGCUCCACGUGUUACCAUCCACCAUCAAGAAGGAAGCCAGCGAGGACGUGGACACCCCAGGGUCAUCGUCUUAUAAGAAGAAGAAAGAAUCUAAAGACAAAGCCAACAGCUCCAGCUCUCACAAUUGGAACACGCUGUUCAUGGGCCCAAAUGCUGUGGCCGACGCCAUCGCACAGAAGUACAGUGCCACCAAGAGUCAAGUGUUUGACCACGAGACCAAGGGCAGCGUGGCCGUGCGUGUGGCCCUGGGGGAGACCCAGCUCGUCCAAGAAGUACGACGCUUCCUUCUGGACAACGGGGUCAGCCUGGACUCCUUCAGCCAGGCGGCGGCCGAGCGAAGCAAAACCGUGAUCCUGGUCAAGAACCUCCCGGCGGGCACCCUGGCGGCCGAGCUGCAGGAGACCUUCGGCCGCUUCGGCAGCCUGGGCCGCGUGCUGCUGCCCGAGGGCGGCGUCACCGCCAUUGUGGAGUUUGUGGAGCCCCUGGAGGCCCGCAAGGCCUUCAGACAUCUGGCCUACUCCAAGUUUCAUCACGCCCCCUUGUACCUGGAGUGGGCUCCAGUGGGUGUCUUCUCCGGCUCAGCCCCGCAGACGAAGGAACCCCAAGAUCCACCAGCAGGACCUGCAGAAGAGGACAGGGCAGAGCCAGAAACCCUGCCAGACAAGACCCCAGAAGAUGAAAAGCCAGCAGAGGGAGGAGCUGCAGACAGUCCAGCGAAGGCGGAGGAAGAGGAGGAAGAGGAAGAGGAGGAGGAGGAGGAGAGCCUCCCUGGGUGUACUCUGUUUAUUAAAAAUCUCAACUUCAACACGACGGAGGAGACCCUGAAGGAAGUGUUUUCCAAAGCAGGGACGGUGAAAAGCUGUUCUGUUUCCAAGAAGAAGAACAAAGCAGGAGUGCUGCUCUCCAUGGGAUUUGGAUUUGUGGAAUACAGGAAGCCAGAGCAGGCCCAGAAGGCUCUCAGGCAGCUCCAGGGUCACGUCGUGGAUGGCCACAAGCUGGAAGUGAGGAUCUCGGAACGAGCCACCAAGCCAGCCUUGACAUCCGCUCGCAAGAAACAAGUUCCCAGAAAGCAGACCACGUCCAAGAUCCUGGUGCGUAACAUCCCAUUCCAGGCUGACAGCCGGGAGAUCCGUGAGCUCUUCAGCACCUUCGGGGAGCUGAAGACCGUCCGCUUGCCAAAGAAGAUGACCGGGACGGGGACACACAGGGGGUUCGGCUUCGUGGACUUCCUCACGAAGCAGGAUGCAAAGAGAGCCUUCCACGCGCUGUGUCACAGCACCCACCUGUACGGCCGGAGACUGGUCCUGGAGUGGGCUGACUCGGAGGUGAGCCUGCAGACCCUGCGGCGGAAGACGGCCAAGCACUUCCACGAGCCCCCGAAGAAAAAGCGGUCUGUGGUGUUGGACGAGAUCCUGGAGCAGCUGGAAGACAGUGAAAACGACAGUGAGGAGCAAACCCUUCAGCUGCGAGCUGGCACCGAGAGGGGCUGCUAGCUGGAGCUCCCACGUCUGCCGGCCAUGUGCGGGAGUGCUCACAGCCGGGGACCUGGCCUCUGUCCUGCCCCAGGAUCCCCGGGGACGUCGAGUCCUGGUUUGACCACCAGGGGCUGACCUGAAGCCCACAUGCCAGCCGGUUGAGCCUAAGAUGCGACUCUGAUGGCCGAUACCCCUGUCACGGGUGGACGACUCUGAAAUGCAUCCCGGCCCUGUCGAAAGGCUUGUCCCAGACUUGGGGCACCCGCACGCACACCCCACUCCAGCCUGGAAAUACGGCCUCCGCCGGGAUGGGGGGUCCUGCACUCAGCACAUGCUGGGAGCCUGCCUCCCAGCGAGGAAGGAGCCGCUCGCUUCUCUGCCCUGGGUCUCAGUCCCAGCCUCGCUGUUCUCAGCUGUGUGGCCGCAGACCAGUGAGGGCCCCUCUGACCCUCAGUUUCUCUUUCUGUCCCGUGGGGGUGGCAUGGUGCCUUCCUGGUGUUUGACUACCUCAGUCAAUCCAAGUAAAGCCCCGAGGAAACGCCCAUCGGCGCUUUUGUUACUCCUUCAUUUGAGACCUCCGGCUGGGGCUCCCAGGGAGAGUCCGGGAACCUUCUGACUUUGCAAAGAACUUGGUCUGUGCGUUUUGGAGGAAGGAGGUUCCAGUCUUCAUCCAGUUUGCCGAGUGGCCUUGAAUCGGAGCAACGCUCUCCAGCGCCGGUAGCCGUGUGAGGCCCCAUGCGUGCCCCAUGGCCCACGGAGCGGUGCUUCCUCAUCAGUCCUGCUUCCCCCCCUCCUCAUUCCCCAGCUUCCGCAGCAGGCUGACCUGUAGACGUCGGGUAUGUGCGCCGCACGCAGGUGGGGCCAGUGUUAAACCUCACCCAGGCCAGCCCCUCAGGUGACCAGAUCCCCCAGUUGCAUGGGUCUUGGGGUGACGGGGGUCCCCGCCCUAUUCCUCCCCACUGCUCGUCCUGUUCUGGGGCCCGUGGGUCUUUCCGAUUGAAAACGCAGUCCGUAUCCACACGGCCACACCACCAGUGCCAGACUGAUGGUGAGGGCAUGGUCACCACACUGGAGGUCUCAGGCCCAUGGCCCUGGCACACAAGGGGCCUCACGGGCACCCGCCUGACUUGGACGAAGGUACUAGAACGUUCCAGGGCAGGAUCCGCCAACUCCUGCAGCCUGGUGUUGGGUGCCAAGCACAGGCUCUCCAGCCUGGGAGACCAGGUUCCUAUCCCUCCUUCCUGCCCUGCCCGGCCUCUCUGACCCCCAGUCCAGGGGCUCGCUCUCUAGACAGGACCAGCCAUGUAAGCAAUGAAGAGCAGUUGAGUCAACUCUCCUGGAGGACUCAGGGUGCUCCAUCACCCCCCUUUCGUGCUGCCAAGGAUGUCCACAGUGGACGCCACCCUCAUCGCCUCCCCUCCCUUAACCAAGGAGCACUGCCUUCUCCACAAGCAGCCAGCGGGAUCCAGCUGGAUCCGUGAACUAGAUUACAGAAAUACAGCCUAAAACCCUCAGGGUUACCCACAUACUUGGAAUAAAGUCACACUCCUCACCUUGCAAGGAGGCCCCCCUGCCACUUGUCCCUCCCUUACUUUGUGCUGGCCCUUCCAGGGCAUUCCCACCCCAGGGCCUUUGCACUGGCUCUUCCCUCUGCCUGGGACCCCCCCCUUCCCUCACAUCUUUCCUGUCUCUUUUUUUAACCUCCCCUUUGAGAUCUUAGUUUAAAUUCCCCUUCCUCACUCAGAGACGGUCCCUGACCACUUUGUCAGAAGUAGCUAUACUCCGCUCCUCUUCUGCGCCCAGACCUGUGCCCACAUCCGUCGCAGACGUCCCUACCCCUGUCCUUUUCGGUCACAGCACUUAAUGCAGGGAGUGGCCUGAACCCUGUCCCUGCCCCUUUGAAAACGACUGCCGCCUUGCAUGGUCAGGGAGUACUCACACCGUCAUAGUUCAGUAUGGGAACCGGCACUGUUGCGAUGAUUCUGGAAGGAGGUAAAGUAUGAUUGUUAGGUAAUAGUCAGGUGAAGCCGGGUGAGGUACUCCUGGCAUGGAGGAGGGAUGCUGCCCCUCCUCCUUGGAGGAGACGCAUCCGUCCAGUGCGUGCGGGGUGAGCUGUGGGGACUCUGGGCCAUGGGGGCCCAGGCAGCCUGGAGACAUUCACUGUUGUCACCAGACCAGGGCACAGGGGGAGUUUGUAGGGGGAGUUAGAAGUGACAAUAAGGAGCGCCUGGGUGGCUCAGUCGGUGAAGCAUCU